CUGCUGUUUGGUCCUGCCUGCCUCCGCCUGCUCGCCUCUCGCCCAUCUCCCUUGCACCUUUUCUUCUUUUCUUCUUUUUUGCCCUUCUGAUCCAGUCCUGUGAAUUGCUCUACGACGCGGUGGCUCUGAUAGCUCUCCUGCAACAAGAAGAAGGGUUGAGAGGAAGGCGGGAGAUCGAUGUCGUCCGAGGUGGAGGAAACUCUCAAACGAAUCCAGUCACACCGGGGGGUUAAGGGCGUCCUGAUCUUGAACAAAGAUGGGAUCCCUAUUCGAUCCAACCUCAGCCAAGAGGACACCGACACGUACUCGGCCUUGAUCAGCCAGCUGAGCUUCAAGGCAAAUGGUAUAGUUCGGACGCUGGACGAGGCAGACAGCCUUACUUUUUUGCGACUGCGGAGCACAAAGCACGAGAUUAUGGUGGCGCCAGACAAGGACUACAUCUUGAUCGUCAUCCAGAACCCCCACUCGAAGUAGCUGAUGUUAUUCUCUUGCUAUCUUGCCCUCUUAGCAGCCCAGGGUCGACGCAGUUUGACGAAUGGGUGGCGGGGACGACUCUCUCUCUCUUUGGAAGAAGAAGGCCCUAUUGUGGGUGGGGUUCAGUUGUUCUUGUCGUUAGCGUAGAAUAGGUCGGUUGUAUACACCAGUUUCGAGCUGUUCUACAGUCAUUAUUGCUACAAUAUGCUGUGCAAGUAAAUGGUGUGGUGUGUCCUCGUGAGUGAAUUUGUGGUGUUCUCGCGUCAGGGGUUCAAGGACGCACCGCCGAAUAAAUGGUGGCGGAUUCCUCCCGUAUGGCCCCGCCUGGUGCAUGGAUGUAAGCUGACACUCAGAAUAGAUGGGACGAAAUAGCCAUUAGGGAAGACUGCACAUGCUGUGGUUGCAGCGUUCCAACCCGGGGCUUCGGCUGUUUCGAUGAACGGGUUUGAGCAAAAUCGAACAUGUUUAUCCGAGGCUCGUUUGCUCAUGAAGCGGCUUGGAGUAUAGAAAUGCGUUUUGCCCUGUGCCUAUCAUCGAUUCUCCCACACACCUCAAUGCUGUCCACACGUUUUUGGUUUUGAAGUUUGGGAAAUUUUUCACGUUGUUGCCCCGCGGCGUUAAAAGUCGCCACGCCGUCUCUUCUUGCCCGAUCAAUCGUUUCGCGUUCUUUCUAGAUAGGUUUACGAGCCUUGGAAGAAGGCGCUCGCUGCUUCGAUAGUGUU
Molecule: messenger RNA, 1196 nt
Organism: Ectocarpus sp. CCAP 1310/34
Lineage: Eukaryota; Phaeophyceae; Ectocarpales; Ectocarpaceae
Source: the annotation of a GenBank genome assembly